AUGGCCCCGUCAAUCCUCAAUUUCCGAGCGCUGCGUCGUCGUUCUAAGGCCAGCUUCAAAACCGACCGAUCCAACACAGACGUUUCCAGUGAUGCUAGCCAAGGAAAUACCCCGACACCCACGAGCGGCGCCUCAACGCCACCAUCACUCGCCCAUGCCUCUGAUCCCGCUCUGAAUCUUCAAGUGAAGGACUCCAAUCAGCCUCUCGCUCGCCCUCCGCUACAGCCCGUCAGCAACUCUCACAGAAACAGCGUCUCCGGUAUGGCGGGCUUGGGCUCUCCCGUGGUCACGGGCAAGUCCACAUUGCCUGUCUCCCAAUACGCGCCCCGGAUCGCCAAUGUCGCCGAAAAUGCCUGGCUUCAGAACGCUCUGCUGACAACAGGCAAGGUUUAUCAAAAGGUGCUUCUCGUCCACGGCACCAUUGGCGAGCCCUCUCAGCAACCUGUGGACGGCACCCUCUCCGUAACACGACUCGACGACAACUUCCCGCCAACAUUUUGGCCCGUGUGCGACUCUCAGUUUAAGGCGCUGGUUUAUCUGCAGCCAGGACCGAACAAGAUCCGAUUCGACUUCUCCAGUCCAAAACUGCCCAACAGCAGCUCUUCAAACCCCAUACAUGCAUCAUACCUCACAAUCCAUAUGCUUCCAGCCAACAGUGCACCACCCUUACAGCUCGCAAUUCUCGUCGCCAAGGAUUCUGCUGAAGUUUUCGAUGCGGUUCCCGCCCGAAUCGAGCGCGAGGGCAACGAAUUGGACAUGGCAGUGCGCAAAUUCCGCAUGGCCGCAUACCUUUGGCAGGCUUUCACCGCUGAGCAGAUGUGGCGCAAUAAGCUUGGGCGUCGUGCCUUCAGGUUUGAGGAGGAAUGGGUCACUGGUACCUCUAAUCAACGGGAUCGUGAGAACGGAACGCUGCGCUCGGAAGCGAGGGUCCACAUCAUCAGGUCGGAUAAGACUGUCGCAGAAAUUCGAGACUUGGAGCUGGCGCAGCAGAACGAAAAGGCGACCAAGAAGGGAGACUUGUACGGAAUCGCCGCUGAAGCCGUGAAGCAACAUUUCAAACCACUAGGCGGUCAGAAGCAGUACGUUUCCGUGCUGAUUCUUGAUACGCAGUGGGACAAGGAAGCCAACGUGGUCAGGGGACACGCGGCGCUCGGCGGAAAUGCUGGUGAUCUACAACUGGCUAUUUUUGGCUCGCAUUGCCUGCAGAGCUACCCCGCGAGUUUUGAAGAAGUAGUCCCCGCGUUCACGGAUUGCACUCCGACUGAUGUGGACUUUGUUGCCAACGAUUGCGGUCAAGCUGGCAGUUCCUGGGAGGCAGCCAGCAUCGGGAUUGGCGCGCAUUUACACGAGACGGGCCAUCUCUUCGGGUGCCCUCAUCAGGAAAGUGGCGUCAUGCUGCGCGACUACUUGACACUCAACCGCAGCUUCGUAGCUCGCGAGGCCUUUUGUACCAGAACGAAGUCCAAGGGUGGUUUGGUCGGUCAAGACGACGAAUGCGGUUGGCAUCGAUUGGAUUGCUUGCGCUUCCGCGCCCAUCCGUGCUUCAGGUUGCCCAACGACCCACCUAUGAACCCAGAUGACAGCGUACAUGCCUUCCCUGUCGAGGGUGGGAAGAUGGUUGUCAUGGCGCCGACCGGGGUAGCUUUCAUAGAGCUAUUUGCUGAAGACGAUGACGUUUGUCGGUCUUGGAUCGAGUACCCAGCUGAGACUGGCUCUGUGCAACGCCAAUUGACGCUGAGCGAUCAGGAGCUGCGGGAGAGGCUCCCAGAAAGCAAGCGGAAAGGACGGCUCAGAAUUUCGGUCAAAUCCCAUGGAGGCGGCAGCUUGGACGUUGACGACCUCAAGAAGCUAUGCUCCAAGGAGUCCUCCUUCAAGCUGACUCCUGGUCCCCUUGGCAAAACGGCUUACCGAGGAAAGGCUUUAGGGCUCUCAUCCAUGCAGGAAAGCGUCGCGCAAGAAGUUGUGUUUGAGAGCGCCGUUAAACAGAACAGGAUCCUAUCUCGCAUUAUCUUCUACCACGGAUACGCGGUUGACGGUAUAGAAUUCGUGUAUGACGAUGAUACCACCCAGCUUUUUGGCAAGAGAGGGGGCAAAGAAGGCGGCGAUACCUUCGACUUGGGUAAGCUGAUGCCCCUCGUUUUAACCAGCCUCAGCAAUGUUUCUUCCGCAAAAUAA
Molecule: messenger RNA, 2175 nt
Organism: Colletotrichum chrysophilum
Lineage: Eukaryota; Fungi; Ascomycota; Sordariomycetes; Glomerellales; Glomerellaceae
Exons: 2
Coding region: 1-2175 (724 amino acids)
Cellular component (GO): cytoplasm
Source: RefSeq, a predicted model, not a curated record